Messenger RNA from Prorocentrum cordatum, 423 nucleotides. Lineage: Eukaryota; Dinophyceae; Prorocentrales; Prorocentraceae. The record is from the annotation of a GenBank genome assembly.
AUGCAGAACGGCCCAGAUCAACGUCUCAGGAAGAGUCCCGCGUUCCGCCCGAAGGACGAGUCGUCGGAGGAGGCGGAGCGGGCGCGGCUCGCCGCCGUCGAGGCGCUGCGGGGGCUCCAGGAGGAGGACCGCGCGCUCGGGCCGAGCACCCCGGGCCGGCAGAGCGCGACGCGCCGGGGCGGCGUCCAGCGGCGUCCAGACGGCCCGGACGAGGGCACCCGGAAGCAGCCCACCGUCCGCCCGAGGGGCGAGUCGCCUCGGGAGGCGGAGCGGGCGCCGCUCGCCGCCGCCGAGGCGCUGCGGGGGCUCCGGGAGGAGGGCCGCGCCCUCGAGCCGAGCGGCCCGGGCGGGCCCUCUGCCGGCCGCGGCCGCGGGGUGCCGCUUCUCGACGGGCUGUUCCUGGUCGUCGGAGAGGCUGCCUGA